GUGAAGGUUUCGUUACCGCUCUCCAGUCCACGCUUACAUCGUUAUCAAAUGUGAUGUGAAAAAUUUAACAAAAGAUGCCGAACGAAUACAAGCGAAAGACGAAUCGGGGUAUGGCAAGCAAAGAAAUUUACGAACUGGCUUCCGAAGAAGUGAUGCUACGCAAUAAAUCUCUUCGUGAUGCUGCCACAAGUUAUGAUAUAAACCAUACGUCGCUUUACAGAUACAUUAAGAAAAAACAAGCGUAUCAGAGCAAUAAGGCCAUCCAACCACCCUCAAUUGGAUAUCAUCGCCCCACAGUGUUUACCAAAGAGGAAGAAAAAUCCUUGUGUGAAUACGUUUUGACCUGCUCUGAUGCCAAUUUUGGGUUGAGUACAAAAGAAGCAAGAAAACUUGCGUAUAAGCUUGCUGUGGCAUAUGACGAAAAGUGCCCUUCUUCUUGGAUGCAAACCAAAAUGGCUGGUGACGUUUGGCUCAGAUUGUUCAUGAAACGCCACGAAGUUUUGUCUUUGAGACUUCCACAAGCGACAAGUAUUGCUCGAGCGACCAGUUUCAAUAGAACCAACGUGGAACUAUUUUUAAAAAUUAUUGUUCGAUACUUGACAAAUAUCAUAUGGAAGCAAAAGACAUCUGGAAUGUUGAUGAAACAGUCAUAACUACUGUCCAAAAGCCUGAUCGUGUUAUUGCACGACGAGGUCAAAAGCAAGUCAGCGCCAUGACGUCUGCAGAAAGAGGUAGUUUAGUCACUCUAGCAUUAGCUGGAGAUGCUAUAGGUAAUUGCAUUCCACCAAUGUUCAUAUUUCCCCGUAAGCGUUUUAACGACCACUUUAUUUGUGAUGGUCCAAGUGGGUCCAUUGGAACAGCCAAUGGUUCUGGAUGGAUGCAAGAAGAUGAUUUUUAUUGCUUUAUAGAGCACUUCAAGAAUCACGUCCGAUCUUCCAAAGAAAAUCCGGUUUUGUUAUUACUAGAUAUCAUGCUUCGCAUACCGCUGUCAAAAACAUCAACUUUUGCAAGGAAAAUGGAAUCGUACUGUUGACGUUUCCACCACAUUGCACGCACAAACUUCAGCCUAUGGACCGAGCUAUCUUUGGCCCUGUAAAAAAAGCAAUCAAUACAACAUGCGAUAACUGGAUGCGUUCACACCCAGGAAAAGUAAUGACAAUAUAUGACAUUCCAGGAAUUGUCAAAACUGCCUUUGAUAUAGCAGUCACCAUAAAAAAUGUAACUGCAGGAUUCCGGACGACCGGGAUAUGGCCAUUGAACACUGAAAUAUUUCGUGAAGAG
Messenger RNA from Acanthoscelides obtectus, 1281 nucleotides. The record is from the annotation of a GenBank genome assembly. Lineage: Eukaryota; Metazoa; Arthropoda; Insecta; Coleoptera; Chrysomelidae.